Messenger RNA from Aphanomyces astaci, 682 nucleotides. RefSeq lists its product as hypothetical. The record is from RefSeq and is a predicted model, not a curated record. The transcript has 4 exons. The coding region runs from base 105 to 437 and encodes 110 amino acids. NCBI's taxonomy places the organism in Eukaryota, Oomycota, Saprolegniomycetes, Saprolegniales, Verrucalvaceae.
UAAGAUUUAUCGCACGAGCUAUUCGCCCAUUUUCAACAGUGAGACCUUUUGUUUUGGCUGCUGACAACUACUUUCGGCUACUAGGACACCCACGGGCGCCAUAGAUGCUGCACUCCAUCGACUUGGGCAAUAGAGGGGUGCUGAUGAAGCUUCUGUUCUACUGCGGCAUGUACGAAUUGAUGGACGGACCACCGAUCGAACGGUUGCUAUUGGUCGAGCCAUCGGAGAGACUACAUGUGGGCCAGGCGCUACAACAUCCGUACUUUGCAGUUACAUCGUCAGCUACUGUGAACCGACAAACAUCGUCCCCAUCGAUGGGGGCAAUUGGCGGUGCCGCUGGGGGUUCCACAACACCACCAAGUCGACCAGAUAUCAAGACGGAAUUGCUGUGUGGAAUGUACGAAGCCUCUUCCGCGUCCGUGCCCACUGGGCGGUAGGAAUGGCGCCCCGUUGUUCUUGUACGUACUUGACGAAAAGACCGGGGCGCCGGUGGUGUCUGACGUGUGUUUAUCCGACUCGAAUCAACACGCCAUCGACCGAGUUUGGGAGCAACGCAAGGGUCGAGUAGACAAUAUCCACAGAAACGCCAGCGAAAAUGACUGCCAGGUGUGGAGAAACGCUGUCCAAUUUCAGGUGCAGACUCCUAGGAACGAGCGAUGCAACCAGAGGCGGCUAGUCUUGU